AUGAUUAAGAGUGAUCUUCUCAAGCUCAUCAACUCCACCAAGACCCCUACACCACAGCUUCUCAAGUUGCUUAACAUCCUAGAAGAGAAGGAAUACGUUGUCAAUAAGCAAUGGCAACGUGUCCAGGAAGAAUCUAAACAGGACGAAGUUAGUGGUGAUGAUACCAGUACAGAUGACGUUAUUAGUCAUAUCAAAGAUGACACUGACACUAACCCUCUGGCCGACACCAAUGAAACACUUCUAUCGUUGAGGCAAAGACUCUUGUCAAAAGAUAAAUCCAUUUUGGACGACCCCAAAUCCACAGUUCGGACCAAUGAUUACCAUGAAUCGAUUCAACAGGAUAUGUUUAAUGAAUUACUUGAUUUGGCUCUGGUGUUGAAGUCCACUACGCUCAACUUCUCCAACGCCUUGAUGGGUGAAGACAAAGACAUGAUCUCCGCCACCUCAAACCAAUUGAGUGCCAAUGCCGAUACCAUGGACCGAGUGGGAUCCAAUUUGAACAAUUAUGUUUCCAAUAAACUGGGCUCAAAAAUAUCGCUAUUCUGGAUGAUUAAAAUCGCCCUAGUGUUGUUUGUGGUGUUUGUGUUUAUCUUGAUUAUCGCCAAACUCUUGCCUUCUAUGUGA
Lizanozyma spartinae is the source of this 624-nucleotide messenger RNA. RefSeq names its product SNAP receptor. Lineage: Eukaryota; Fungi; Ascomycota; Pichiomycetes; Serinales; Debaryomycetaceae. Bases 1 to 624 code for a protein of 207 amino acids. The record is from RefSeq and is a predicted model, not a curated record. The transcript has 2 exons.